AGGCGGUGGCAGAAUAUUUGGGUGGAGACAAUCAUUCGCGCUCCACUAAGUUGAGUUCACAACACAAUACAAUUCGGACUGGAAAUGUCUCGAUGGCUGACUUGUAUCCUUCGAUAGCACAAUGUGCGGUUGUAGCCACCGCUUUCAAAGUGCUAUUGUUUCCCGCAUACAAAUCAACCGAUUUCGAGGUCCAUAGGAAUUGGCUUGCUAUCACGAACAGCCUCCCAAUCCAGGAAUGGUACUAUGAGAAGACUUCAGAAUGGACACUCGAUUACCCUCCGUUCUUCGCAUACUUCGAAUGGAUUCUGUCUCAGUUUGCGAAGCUGGCAGAUCCCAGGAUGUUGAGAGUGUAUGAGUUGGAAUUCGACAGUUGGCAGACUGUAUACUUCCAAAGAGCAAGUGUCAUUGCUACUGAGCUGGUCCUGGUCUAUGCGCUUCAUCUCUAUGUCCAAUCUGCCCCAUCAGCAUUGAAGCGUCCUUCCCAUGCGGCUGCCCUUUCGAUCCUCCUCUCGCCGGGACUCUUGAUCAUUGACCAUAUCCACUUUCAAUACAAUGGUUUCCUAUAUGGUCUGCUGAUAUUGUCACUGGUACUGGCGAGAAAGAAGUCGACCACACUGGCUAGUGGGCUCCUUUUCGCAGCUCUUCUCUGCCUGAAGCACAUCUACCUUUAUCUUGCACCAGCAUACCUUGUCUAUCUAUUGCGAGCAUACUGUCUAGGCCCAAAGUCAAUCUUCCAUAUCAAGUUUUUCAACGCAUUGAAGCUAGGUACUGGAGUGAUUGCUGUGUUUGCAGCUGCAUUUGGACCUUUCGCGAUCUGGGGCCAAAUUCCACAACUACUUAGUAGACUGUUUCCUUUUUCGAGAGGCUUAUGUCAUGCAUAUUGGGCGCCGAACGUGUGGGCGAUGUACUCGUUUACUGAUAGGGUCAUGAUCUAUGUUGCCCCUCGUUUGGGUCUCCCAGUCAAUCAAGAAGCAAUCAACAGCGUAACACGAGGCCUAGUUGGAGAUACAUCGUUUGCUGUUCUUCCCGAGAUUACGGCCAGCACAACCUUUGCGUUGACUCUGCUUUUCCAAUUCAUCCCUCUGAUCAAGCUGUUCUUCGACCCCACUUGGGAUACCUUCAUUGGAUCCGUCACCCUCUGCGGUUAUGCAUCAUUCCUCUUCGGCUGGCAUGUGCAUGAGAAAGCAAUCUUGCUUGUCAUCAUCCCAUUCUCACUCAUUGCCUUGAAGGAUCGUCGAUACUUGGGAGCCUUCCGCCCUCUUGCUGUAGCGGGACAUGUUUCGCUAUUCCCAUUGCUCUUCACGGCCGCUGAAUUUCCGAUCAAGACUAUCUACACUAUCUUUUGGCUCGUGUUCUUCUUGCUGGCAUUUGAUCGGCUCGCUCCAGCCAGUAACAAGCCUCGAGUAUUCUUACUGGACAGAUUCAGCUUGUGGUACAUCGCUGUCAGCAUUCCAUUGAUUGUCUACUGCAGCUUGUUGCAUGGCAUGAUCUGGGGCAAGAGACUUGAGUUCUUGCCAUUGAUGUUUAUGAGCAGUUACUCUGCUGUUGGUGUGGUAGGGAGCUGGGUGGGAUUUCUAGUCGUGUUUUUCACAAGCUAAACUGUGGGCUUGUAUAUAUGGUUGACAAAAGACAUAGUCGAGAAUGAUACCCUUCACUUGUUUUCAAAUCAAUCCUCUGCCCAGAUUCGGUAGACUCGCUGCUUUGGAUUUGUGCUUGCCUCCUCGAAGCCAAUUCGUGGAAGCAAGUGCUGCUAAUUCGUCGUUCGAUGUUUCUUGUUCAGCUUCCAUUUGCCCAGAACCAAGAAGUUUUCGGCGAUCCUUCAGCUAAAUGUUUCGAGAUGAUUACUCCGUUCAAGGUGCUU
Messenger RNA from Mollisia scopiformis, 1861 nucleotides. RefSeq names its product glycosyltransferase family 57 protein. Gene Ontology annotation, biological process: protein N-linked glycosylation. Lineage: Eukaryota; Fungi; Ascomycota; Leotiomycetes; Helotiales; Mollisiaceae. The record is from RefSeq and is a predicted model, not a curated record. Gene Ontology annotation, molecular function: dolichyl pyrophosphate Glc1Man9GlcNAc2 alpha-1,3-glucosyltransferase activity. The transcript is spliced from 4 exons. Gene Ontology annotation, cellular component: endoplasmic reticulum membrane. Bases 93 to 1598 code for a protein of 501 amino acids.